Molecule: messenger RNA, 898 nt
Organism: Triplophysa rosa
Lineage: Eukaryota; Metazoa; Chordata; Actinopteri; Cypriniformes; Nemacheilidae
Product: cytochrome b5 domain-containing protein 1
Exons: 4
Coding region: 1-645 (214 amino acids)
Source: RefSeq, a predicted model, not a curated record
AUGCUUCGUCCGAAGUAUUUCACGCGGAAGGAAGUGUCUCUUCACAACACACUUGGAGAUAUAUGGGUGUCUUACCUGGGCAAAGUGUACAAUCUGACACCACUUGUGGAAGAAAAUAAAGGAGACGUGUUGUUGAAACCUAUUAUAGAGUGUGCAGGAAAGGACAUUAGUCACUGGUUUGACCCAAAGACAAAGGACAUUCUCAGACAUGUUGACCCGUUAACUGGCUGCAUUAAAUACUACACCCCUAGGGGGCGCUUUAUACACGUACCCCCUCCAUGCCCACGGACUGACUGGGCCAAUGACUUCUGGAGACCAUGGUGGAAGGAUAACUGCUAUGAAGUUGGGCUGCUGUCAGCCAAAACACGCUGGAUUCGCAUUAUUAACACUCUUAUCUCCCAGGAGAAAAGACUGGAGGUGUGCUCAGAGGAGACUUUGGAUGAGAUUCUCCAGAGAUACCUACACUAUAAUGCCCAUGCAGCAAGCUACACCUGGAAACACAAUGGCGUGAACUUGGAUAUGAGCAAGACCCUAGGCGAAAACAACAUCCCUGAAGAGGAUGAGUUAUACUGCGGAAGCAUAGACUGCAACCUCUUCUCUUCUUCUAUAUGCCUGUAUUUUAACGAUGACCUAACCGAAUUUUGACCAUGAGAGGACAAUGAAUUAAUGUGGACAAUGAAGCUAUAUAAUUCAUUAAAUAUUACUAUCUACUAAAAACAAAUGUAGAAUUCUAUAGAUUUAAGCCAAAAGCAUGAACACGGCAUCAACUAUUCAUGCGUUUAGUGUCUCGUUGAUUUCUGUCUGUGCUCGUUGUCUUAUUGCAGCUCGCUGAGCUCCAUCCAAUCAAAUGCUGAGCAACAGAAUAAAAAUGAUUGAAUAUGAAUGCCAGCCUACACAA